Aspergillus alliaceus is the source of this 1191-nucleotide messenger RNA. RefSeq lists its product as uncharacterized. The transcript has 5 exons. The coding region runs from base 1 to 1191 and encodes 396 amino acids. Lineage: Eukaryota; Fungi; Ascomycota; Eurotiomycetes; Eurotiales; Aspergillaceae. The record is from RefSeq and is a predicted model, not a curated record.
AUGACCACUCCCGAAUAUUGGAGCCGGCUACUCAUCGCCCUUUCGAUUGCUGGCGCUGUGUUAGCCACACUGUUCUACUUUCUCCGCCUGUGUAGCCAUCAUUUGAGCGCCGGAAGUCUAGACGCUGGUGACGUAUUUCUAGGUCUAGGGCUUCUCUUGUCCUAUGGCAUCACCAUAACCACGGUCAUCGCGACGUUUGAGGGUGUUGGGGAGGAUAUUUCGACCUUGCCGGCGAAGACUGCUCGCCGCGUAACAAUGAUGUUCUGGAUUACCCAGAAGUUCUGGCCUCCUUCGCAGGUUUGCGUUAAGGUGUCGAUCAUAAUCCUUCUCCGCAGGCUGCUGGGGACUGUGAAAAUCGUGCGCUCUCUGACCAUAUUUCUUAUUGUCUUCACUGUGUCAUGGGGUUUGGCGGCUCUUCUUGCAAAUACCUUCCAAUGCUGGCCGCCACAGUAUUUCUGGAACAAAGAUGUCGAUGGAUAUUGUAUCCAUGGACAGAAGGCCCUUUUUAUGGCCACUGGAGCUGUAUCACUACUCGAGGAUAUUGUGCUCCUUAUAACCCCUAUUGCCAUUGUGUGGAGAUUGCAGAUGUCUCCCCGGAGAAAGAUACUGGUGACGAUCCUAUUUGCUGUCGGUGGAGUGGUGUGUGUUUGUAGCCUUAUGCGACUGAUAGAAUUUCGAGAUUACCACACCGGCAAUUUAAGUGAAAGCGGGACGAAAGAGAGAGUAUGGACGUUACUCGAAAUCGACCUUGCUAUCGUGUGCGCCUCGGUUGUUCUAAUGCCUCCAAUAUUUAGACGUUGUGCGCAAUCUUGUAAACACCGCUAUCAUCAAUCCAAAGGUCGACUUACCGCAUCCGAAUAUACCGAGUUUGAGGACUACUGGCCGUUCCAAAAACACUGCACGAACUUUUCACAGGACCGUUACUCUGAAGUGCGAGCGCAGGCAUACCGUACGCCCAAUACUCACAAGUCUGAACGCCGGAUGAGCAUCGCCCCGGGUGAAAUUAGGGUUGAGACAAGUAUUAAUCGAUGCGUGGACGAUCGCGACGCUCUUUGGCCGCCGGCUAGGAGUAUGUCUUUGGUAUCGGGCACGCAAAUGAUGCUUACCAGGGAAAUGAGAAAAUGGUCGGAUGAUAUGUCGAAUGUUGAUCUUACUGGCGUUGGUUUUGGUCACGUUGCUAGCGUUCCCUAA